GCACCGCCAUGAACAGACAGCUCCUGACUGUGCUGCUGCUGCUCCUGCUGGGAGUCUCAGGCCCAUGGGGACAGGGACAGGAUCCACAGGGUCCCUUGGAGGACGUCCCAAAGGAGCCCCCUGGGGAGGAAGUUCCCAAAGAGGACGGGGUUUUGGUGCUGAGCAACCGCACCCUGAGCCUGGCACUGCAGGAACACCCGGCCCUGCUGGUGGAAUUCUAUGCCCCAUGGUGUGGGCACUGCCAGGCAUUGGCCCCUGAGUACAGCAAAGCAGCCACUCUGCUGGCAGCCGAGUCAGCCCCAGUUACACUGGCCAAGGUGGAUGGGUCUGCAGAGCUGGAGCUGAUGGAGGAGUUUGGUGUGACAGAGUACCCUACCCUCAAGUUCUUCCGAGAUGGGAACCGCACAAACCCUGAGGAGUACACAGGGCCCCGGGAGGCUGAGGGCAUUGCUGAAUGGCUGAGGCGGCGGGUGGGGCCCAGUGCCACGCAUCUCAAGGAUGAAGAGGGCACUCAGGCACUGAUAGAUGCCUGGGACAUAGUGGUCAUCGGCUUCUUCCAGGACCUGCAGGAUGAGGACGUGGCUACCUUCCUAGCCCUGGCCCGGGAGCUAGAUAUAACCUUUGGCCUUACUGACCAACCACAGCUCUUUCAGAAGUUUAGCCUCACCAAGGACACAGUAGUCCUCUUCAAGAAGUUUGAUGAAGGUCGAGCUGACUUCCCAAUGGAUGAGGAGACUGGCCUGGACCCGGUGGAUCUGUCCCGCUUCCUGGUCACACACAGCAUGCACCUGGUCACAGAGUUCAACCAGCAGACAUCCCAGAAGAUCUACGCUGCCCGGAUACUUAACCACUUGCUGCUGUUUGUGAACCAGACCCUGGCCCAACAUCAAGAGCUGCUGGCUGGUUUCAGGGAGGCAGCUCCCCCUUUCCGGGGGCAGGUUCUCUUUGUGGUGGUGGAUGUGGCUGCCAACAAUGACCACGUGCUACAGUACUUCGGUCUCAAGGCUGAGGAGGCCCCCACCUUGCGUUUGGUCAACGUUGAGACCACCAAGAAGUACGCACCCACAGAUGGGGUCCCGGUCACUGCAGCUUCUGUGGCUGCCUUCUGCCACUCAGUCUUCAGUGGUGAAGUCAAGCCCUACUUGCUGAGCCAGGAGCUUCCCCCUGACUGGGAUCAGCGGCCUGUUAAGAUCCUUGUGGGCAAGAAUUUUGAGCAGGUGGCUUUUGAUGAAACCAAGAAUGUGUUUGUGAAGUUCUAUGCACCAUGGUGCAGCCACUGUAAAGAGAUGGCCCCAGCUUGGGAGGCACUGGCUGAGAGGUACCAAGACCAUGAGGAUAUUGUCAUUGCUGAGCUGGAUGCCACAGCCAACGAGCUGGAGGCUUUUGCAGUGCACGGCUAUCCCACUCUGAAGUACUUCCCAGCAGGGCCAGGUCGGAAGGUGAUUGAAUACAAAAGUGCCAGGGAUCUAGAGACAUUCUCCAAGUUCUUGGAUGCCGGGGGCAAGCUGCCUGUGGAAGAGCCCACAGAGCAGCCUGAGACUCCCUUUCCGGAGCCACCAGACAACUCCACCUUGGGGCCCAAAGAGGAGCUGUAGCUGCCCUGGAGCAUCUCCCUGGAGUCUUGGUGCAGUGGAGUGAGCUGUGUGCUGCAAAUAAAGAAAAGUUGGUCCUA
Messenger RNA from Cavia porcellus (domestic guinea pig), 1672 nucleotides. RefSeq names its product protein disulfide isomerase family A member 2 (gene Pdia2). Gene Ontology annotation, cellular component: endoplasmic reticulum. Gene Ontology annotation, biological process: response to endoplasmic reticulum stress; protein folding. The record is from RefSeq and is a predicted model, not a curated record. Gene Ontology annotation, molecular function: protein disulfide isomerase activity. NCBI's taxonomy places the organism in Eukaryota, Metazoa, Chordata, Mammalia, Rodentia, Caviidae.